Sceloporus undulatus (fence lizard) is the source of this 3794-nucleotide messenger RNA. RefSeq names its product hook microtubule tethering protein 3 (gene HOOK3). Gene Ontology annotation, cellular component: cytoplasm; centrosome. The transcript has 22 exons. Gene Ontology annotation, biological process: cytoplasmic microtubule organization; cytoskeleton-dependent intracellular transport. The coding region runs from base 64 to 2106 and encodes 680 amino acids. Gene Ontology annotation, molecular function: dynein light intermediate chain binding; microtubule binding. The record is from RefSeq and is a predicted model, not a curated record. Lineage: Eukaryota; Metazoa; Chordata; Lepidosauria; Squamata; Phrynosomatidae.
AUCCAAACAUUUAAUGUUGAAGCACCAUGCCAGACUGUAGAAGAUUUAACCAGUGGAGUUGUGAUGGCUCAAGUACUUCAGAAGAUAGAUCCAACAUACUUUGAUGAAAACUGGUUAAACAGAAUCAAAACAGAAGUAGGAGACAAUUGGAGGCUGAAGGUGAGCAACCUGAAGAAAAUAUUAAAAGGAAUUUUGGAUUACAACCAUGAGAUUUUGGGGCAGCAAAUAAAUGAUUUUAUCCUUCCUGAUGUCAACUUAAUUGGAGAGCACUCAGAUGCUGCUGAGCUUGGAAGAAUGCUUCAGCUUAUUUUGGGCUGUGCUGUAAACUGCGAACAAAAACAAGAGUAUAUCCAGACCAUCAUGAUGAUGGAAGAGUCUGUUCAACAUGUUGUCAUGACAGCAAUUCAGGAGUUGAUGAGUAAAGAAUCUCCAGUCUCUGCUGGAAAUGAUGCUUACGUUGAUCUUGAUCGUCAGUUGAAGAAAACAACAGAAGAAUUAAAUGAAGCCUUAGCAACCAAAGAAGAAAUUGCUCAGAGAUGUCAUGAACUGGAUAUGCAGGUUGCUGCACUGCAAGAGGAGAAGAGUAGUUUGCUAGCAGAGAACCAAGUCCUGAUGGAACGCAUGAAUCAGUCUGAUUCCAUAGAAGAUCCAAACAGCCCAGCUGGACGUAGACAUCUGCAGCUACAGUCACAGUUAGAACAACUCCAAGAGGAAACUUUUAGAUUAGAAGCAGCAAAGGAUGAUUAUCGAAUUCGUUGUGAAGAACUAGAAAAGGAGAUUGUAGAAUUGCGGCAACAAAAUGAAGAAUUAACAAAUCUGGCUGAAGAAGCUCAGACUCUAAAAGAUGAGAUGGAUGUACUAAGACAUUCCUCUGACAAAGUGUCCAAGUUAGAAGGCCAGGUGGAUUCAUACAAAAAGAAACUGGAAGAUCUUGGGGAUCUACGGAGGCAAGUGAAACUCCUAGAAGAGAAGAACACAAUGUACAUGCAAAACACUGUAAGCUUAGAAGAAGAGUUGAGGAAAGCCAAUGCAGCCCGCAGUCAGCUGGAGACAUACAAAAGACAGGUAGUUGAACUCCAGAGUAGAUUGUCUGAAGAAUCCAAGAAAGCAGACAAAUUAGAAUUUGAGUACAAGAUGCUAAAAGAAAAAGUAGACAGUCUGCAAAAAGAGAAAGAUCGGUUGAGAACGGAAAGAGAUUCCCUAAAAGAAACUAUUGAAGAAAUUCGAUGUGUGCAAGCACAAGAGGGGCAGCUUACUACUUCAGGAUUGUUGCCAUUAGGAGGUCAGGAAUCAUCUGACAGUUUAGCAGCAGAAAUUGUUACCCCUGAAAUCAAGGAAAAACUUAUCCGUCUUCAACAUGAAAAUAAGAUGCUAAAGCUUAACCAAGAAGGAUCUGAUAAUGAGAAGAUUGCCUUGUUGCAGAGCCUUUUGGAUGAUGCCAAUCUUAGAAAGAAUGAACUAGAGACAGAAAAUAGGCUUGUAAAUCAGAGGCUUCUUGAAGUACAAUCUCAAGUUGAAGAAUUGCAGAAAUCAUUACAGGAGCAAGGUUCAAAAGCAGAAGAUGCUAUUUCAGUAAUUCUGAAAAAGAAACUUGAUGAACAUCUUGAAAAAUUACAUGAAGCUAAUAAUGAGCUCCAAAAGAAACGAGCCAUCAUUGAAGAUUUAGAGCCUCGAUACAAUAAUAGCUCACUCAGAAUAGAAGAACUACAAGAGGCUUUACAUAAAAAAGAAGAAGAAAUGAAGCAAAUGGAGGAACGAUACAAAAAAUACUUGGAAAAAGCUAAAAGUGUUAUCCGUACCUUAGAUCCCAAGCAGAACCAGGGGUCUGCACCUGAAAUUCAGGCACUGAAGAAUCAACUACAAGAACGUGAAAGGAUGUUCCAUUCUUUAGAGAAAGAAUAUGAAAAAACCAAGAGUCAAAGAGAAAUGGAGGAGAAAUACAUUGUCAGUGCCUGGUACAAUAUGGGGAUGACUCUUCAUAAAAAAGCAGCAGAGGACAGACUUGCUAGUACAGGUUCAGGACAGUCCUUCCUGGCUAGACAAAGGCAAGCCACCAGCACAAGGAGAGCAUAUCCUGGCCAUGUCCAGCCAGCUACAGCGAGGUAGAGGCAGACCUUGCCUUGCCUUUUGAAAGGAAGCCAUCCUGGGAUCAAGACCUUCUUCUGUUACAAGUUACAGCGUUUCAGGAAACUUAGCCAGCAUCCUUUCUCUAUCUCUGUCCUUACAGUUACCGUAACUUCUCAUUUCAGGAAGGGUUUUUUUUUUUUUUUACGUAAAGAAAAGUUUUUCAGUGUUUUAAAUUCCCUUCGGUCUUAUUUUUUGGAGUCUUCCUUUUGCCUUUUAAUGUGCCAAAAUGUUGGAAAACACCUAGUGAAGUGCAGAAAUGGAAUCCUCUCCUCCUCUGCUCCAUUUGUACAAAUUGUCAUCUUUCACCUGAAAUCUGAGGAUGGCUAGGUAGCAGACUUAAAAUAUCCUGUCAAUGAAUGUGGUUGCCAUUCUUUCCAAGGCUGCCAUUGUAUAAAGGGAAUUACUCUCCUUUUCUUUCUUACUCCUUCUGAACUGUUUAAAUUAUGUAAUGCAAUUUGCAACAGUGAUAAUUAUGAAAUGUAUUAAUUGCAAAGGUCUGGAUGCUAGCUGAGGUUGCACAUACCUGAUUCAGCGUGAUCACAAAUUUGCCUUGAAUUGUGGUUACUUUUUGUUUUAGCUUUAAUUUAGAGAGGCAGGCUUUUUUGUCUUCGUUUGCCCACCCCACCCCCCUCUCUCUUUAAUUUAAGCUUUUGCAGGUUUAAACCAUCUGAAGAUCUGUUUCCAUUCUUGGUAUGGUGUAUGAUGGAACGUGGCAACCAUUUUUUCAUGGCUAGUGUUUCUUUUCCCCCUCCUAUUGCACCCUAACCAAGUCAAGAACUAGGCAGCCAUCCUUUUCCUUGACCCAUAACCUUAACACACUCCUCCAACUGGUAGAGAAUCUUUGGAAAUGUGGCCAUAGAUAUUAUUCUACUCAGUAUAUUGCCACAUACUACAAAUGAGGAAAAGUAUAACAUGAGCAGCCAUGUAGAAAAUGGUUUUCUGUUUCCGUCCCCUGAGAUAUCAGGUUGAUGUUGGUCAAACAUUUUCAUGAGUGCUGUCUUUAGGUUACUGGCUACCACUGACAACUUUUUUUGAUUGGUCAGUAAGGAGGACUCUGUUAAUUGCCUUUCAGAUGAUAUCAGUGCCUCCAGGUGAACUGAUUCUGACAUGAGAACCUGCUGUCUCUUUGUGCCAAAUUUUUAUGCUUAUCUGUGCAGUUAGAGAUUUCUCUCGUGAAGGAAGGCUAGCAUUUCCCUUCAGGUUCCGGUCUUGUCAAGUAUUGAGCUCCAGAUACUGCACCAUUAAUGAAAUGUGGGAUUACUCAAGAUAUUUCCAUAUCUGGAUUCACUGUUAACAGUAACUGGGAGGUUUUGUUGACAAUUGUCGAUUUAUAAAUAUUUUUUGUAUGUCUAACUUUCCAGAAAACUGUUAUCCUUCCAAAUGUGAUCAUGUUGACUUUUAGAAAUUAUUCCAGAGCCUUUUAGGGGAAAGGGUAGAAGAGAUGCCUUUCACCUGGAAGUGCAUCUGGAAUAUGUUAUCAUUUUAGAUGUAAAAUGUUUAACUUCUCACAUUAAUUUUUGCAAGAAUGCACAUUACUACUAGUUAAUUUAAAAGGGGUAAUUUUGUCCUUACUCACCACUACGCUAGCAUAUAAAAAAGGCUUUUGAUUCCAGUCAUUUGAAAAGCAGUGAUUAAGUAAAAAUGUACAACUUUUGGCCCUUGUGUGU